Molecule: messenger RNA, 3688 nt
Organism: Belonocnema kinseyi
Lineage: Eukaryota; Metazoa; Arthropoda; Insecta; Hymenoptera; Cynipidae
Gene: brun
Product: protein brunelleschi
Exons: 11
Coding region: 1-3567 (1188 amino acids)
Cellular component (GO): trans-Golgi network
Source: RefSeq, a predicted model, not a curated record
AUGCGAGCAGCAGUGAGUGUCCUCUUGUCGAGUCCGGUACCCGACAAUAAAAUGUCACAUCCAGAUUACGAGCAAACUGCUCACGAUCAUGCAGCUCUGCUCAUUCUUUUGAAACCAGUCGGCACCCAAAUUAAGCCAAAAACUGUCGCCAAAAUAUGCGAGCGAAUUGCCAAAUCUGGAAGCAGAAUUUCUGUCGUGGACUCCAGUGGUGGAAACCGGGAAGUUUUAAUUCGAUUCGUUAAGGAUCAUCCCGUGGAAAAUAACGACUGGGGUGAUUUUCAAACCCACAGAAGACUCUUGGGCCUGAUCACUUUUGGAAAAUACGAAAAUCAAGUCGAGCUCAAUGAGCUUUGCAGGUUACACGAGACUUUAAAAGUCAAGUAUAAUGCUACUUUGUACGAUUCAAGGGCUGUUUUUCUGGGACCUCUGGCCUCGGAAAAUUUCAAUGAACCUCCACCUAACUACACGACUCCUUCAAAUUUCAAAACGAGGGCUGUUUUCUACGUGGAUGACACUUGUCCGGAUUUGGAGACACAGUUGAAUGAGUGCUUUAACAAUUUAUUUUGGAUUUUGGAGUCAAAGAGGCUGGAAAGAUCGAGAGAGAAAUUGGAUAAAGUUCCUCUGCUUCUGGCACCGUUUGAGAAGAGGGAUUUUAUAGGAUUGGAUUUGGAAUCGAGGAAUAAUAAGAAGAGAUGUGUUGGUCGAAUGACAAAACAUUUGGGGGAUCUUUGUCUUCAAGCCGGUUUGUCAGCUGAUGCUUUGAGCCAUUACAAUUCUGCAGCUGGCACCUUACAAGCUGUUAAUGACUGGCUGUGGCUGGGAGCUGCUUAUGAGGGAUUGUGUGCCGCCUCUGCUUUAAUUUUGUACCCAAAUAUGUGUAGGAAUUUGCCCUUGCAGAGGAACUCAUCUUUGCAGGAAGGAAGUCCCGGAAAGCGACGAGGAUCUCAAGCUUUUAAUGCCUUGCCAGCUCCCCAGAGUGUCGAAAUAGUAAAAAGCAGCAUACCCAAUAUUUUAUCAGCAGAAGAUAUAUCUAAAAAAUAUAAAGAAGCUAUUGUUCAUUAUAGUAAAUACCAAAACGCUGGAAUCAUUGAAACGGAAGCAAGCUUCAAAGCAACUAGAAUUUCAAUAGAACAAAAUUGUGCUCUUCAGGCAGCUUCUUUUUUGAACAACGUUGUAUUUAUCAACCUGACAAUGAGCGAACAAGAAAAGAUUGAUCGUUUCACUACAUUAUCAGACCUCUACACAUCUUUCGGAUUCACUCGAAAAGCCUCUUUCUGUACACGAUUAGCAGCUACUCGAUACGUUUCUCAAAACAAUCCAAAUCCAGACUGGCAACAGUGCUACAAAUUGAUGCUCCAGGCGACUGCUGGCUUCAAAUUAUCUCUCGAUCCAAUAGAAAUGCCUUGGGAUAGACUCAGAGGUUGGCCUGCGAUUCAAAUCCAGGUAAUAAACGAGUUAGUAGCCGCAGCAAAUAGAAUGGGAAAUCCAGCUCUUGCAACUCGACAUCUCACAUUCUUGUUACAAACUAUGUACAAUCAUCUGAAUCCAACAGAGAGAAAAGAAACGGCCCUACAGCUUCUCUCAGUUUCUCAACAAUGUGAAGGCGCUCCUGUUCCUCUAGUUUUGGAUUCCGGAAUCGUCAUUCCGCCCGCGAAUUUGACAAACAUUCCCAAAACUAAAACAUUCGCUCUCAAAAAUUUACAACCGCAUCUUCAGCCUCAGAAAAUUGAAAGGGUGAAGGAAGAUCACGGACCCUUUUUAUUCACCCCGAUCAACUUUGGUUCUUUGGAAAGAAAAAAUGUUUCCAAAAGCAAAGUUGAUUAUCUCUGGGUCGAAGGAGACAUUUGCGAAGCGACGAUGCAGCUGAUUAAUCCAUUGCCCUUUGAGCUUCACGUCUCAAAUAUGAGACUUUUAACAAGUGGAGUAGUUUUUGAAUCGAUUCCGGAAAGCAUAACACUGCCUGCGGAAUCGGGCCCGAUCGCUGUGACUUUGGCGGGAAAGCCGAAGGAAGUCGGCGAUCUUGAAAUUUUAGGUUUUAGUACACAUACACUCGGUGUUAAAUCUAAUUGCAGAUUGAGGUACAUGGAAAAAAUGCCACAUCCUCAAUAUUCGGUGGAAGUCGUUCCUGCUUUACCGAGGAUAGAUCUUUCUACUAGUUUACCGCAAACGGCUAGUUUCAGUUCCGGAGAAAAUAUUGUCACGAGUGCGAGCAUUUCUCUUUACGGAGGUGAAAGCUCUGAAUGUACAAUUACGAUAAUGAACGUAGGCCAUGUUCCAAUUGAAAUGUUCGAAGUUUCUCUACAGUCAACUUUAGAUGCCCCAACCGAAACCAAAGUUUUUAAAUGGAGUGAAGAAAAUUUAAAUAGUCAGUUGCCUUUGGAGCCAGGAGCUAGUGCUAGUUUAACUUUAUAUUUGUACGCCGUUAUGGACUUUGUUGCUCCUUCUUCACGUCACGAUAUUACCAGCAGUGCCUAUAUGAGUCAACCCAACAGUUUUAUUACACAAUCGGGUUCCAGUUCGUUGCCAUCUAGAUUAAGUUCUUUAUCACAUCACACAAAAAGACAAUCAGAAUUGACCUCUUCCUUCCGUUCAGGAUUAAGUACCAAUUCUGGAAGUUCGUCUACAGUUAGCACACGAUUAUCGAAACUCGCCGUACCUCUUCAUUCCUCAAAUGUGAUAGAAGGACAAUUGAGGAUACGAUAUUCGGGAGCAGAUGGAUUGACUUCCGGUUAUUGUAGAGCUUCUUGCGUUUUUAUUACGAUGGAAAUCUUGCCUAGUGUCCAAAUCACAAGCUGGGACGUUCUUCCAGCUGAGACCCCCUCACAAUUCUAUCUCGUGUUGGAUGUAAAUAAUAUGACGCAUCACGAGAUGGAACUACAUUACACGCAAAAUAAAUGUAUUUAUAUGGAAGGCAGAGAACCUUGCAGAAUUCCAGUGCCUGUUGAUCGGUGUCCUCUUAGUAAAUUAUCUUUGUUAAAAGAAGAUUUAGAUAGUGGAGAACUGCAGAAGAUUUGCGCGGAACACAUAGCUUCGCUAGUAGAUUUGAAGUGGCAUUUAUUAGGCACAGAAUUGACGGGAAAAGCGAAUUUAUCUGGAAUCACUUUAACCCAGGAUAUGUUAGAUUUAGUAAGAAUGAGUCCGUUGCAAUGGGAGGUGAAAAUAAACGACGCACUUGUUAAAGCUCAGGAUGAAUUGACUUGUGCUUUAGGCGAAUGCGUUAGUGUCGGUGUUGGUGUUUGCAAUGCUCUCGAAACUCCAUUGCGAGACCUCACAUUGUCCAUAAACUUUUACCAAGAUCAUCACAAUGGAGUCAAUAAUUAUCGAUUGGAUACGAGGUUGUCGAUAGCUGGUGCUAAUAAAGUUUUACUUCCCAUGCUUCAAGAAUCCGGACGCGCAUUCCACGAGUGUCGAGUCGUGUUUCUAACUUCAGGCCAGUACAAAAUAGACAUUCAAUGCAGCAGUCGUGAGCAAAUUCAAAAUGCAACAUCGAUAUGUUCAGAAACUGAAAAUGCUAGUCACACGUGGCGCUACAUACCCUCGAUAGAAAUCAAAGUUUCCGAUUCUUAAUACUUUUCGCUGUAUGUAUACCUUGUAAUUAUUAUUAUUAUUAUUUUCUCAAGAGAAAAAUAUUUCAAACUCUCGUGUAAAGAUUUAUAAGCACUGUAAUAUAUUCGACUUUCGUUACUUA